AUGGGACUUGGAUUAAUUAAAAAAAUAAAUAUUUCUAAUGAAUAUCAGGAAAAAUAUAAAAUAUUGGAACAAGAAUAUUAUAAAUUAUUUAUCAAUAAUUGUAAGAAUAUUACAAAUUUUCGUUGGUAUACAACAUUACCCUUAUAUCAAUAUCCUGGAGCAUCAACUUGCUUUUCUCAACUUCGUACCCUUGUUAUUAUAUGUAAUCAAAGUUUAAUUUCAGAUAAUUUAUUAGGAAUCGCGCAAAUUUGUCUAGAUAUUGAAAAUUUGGAAUUAUGGAAUUGUGAUAGAGAUAAUCCGGGAUUAAUCAAAUUUAUUGAAAAUCAAAAAAAUUUACAAUCACUUUACUUACAUAAUAGUAUAAAAAGUGGAAGGAAAUGUAUACAAUUAAGUGAAAUAAUAGAAAAAAAAGCAGUUACAUUAAAACGAUUUUCUUUAGAGAAUGUCUUGCUCUCACCAAAAUUCUUACCAUCAUUGAUAAAUUUAGAGCAAUUAAAGCUUAAAAUUGAAAUUUAUUAUUAUUUAUCAGAACAAGAUGUACAAGAUUGGAAAAAGUAUUUAUUAAUUGCUUCUUUUCCAAAACUACAAUAUCUCAAAGCACAAUAUUUACCACCUCAUGGAGUUUGUAGGUUAAUUGAAAAUUCUCAAAAUAUUAAAGAAAUUGAUACAUCGAAUAAUUUUCGAGGGGAAGAUGCUGUAUAUAAUAUAGAAUUAUUCAAAGUAAUUGCUAAAAAUUGUCCAAAUAUUGAAAGCUUAAAUGUUAAUACUUAUUUGAAAAAUUUAGGUGGUAUUAAAGAAAUUAUCUUAAAUUGUAAUAAAUUAAGAAAAUUAGACAUUUAUAUAAAUUUUGAAGAAGAUGAUGGCGAUGAUCAUGGACAUGAAAUUAUUUGUGAUGAAGUGUUAAAUUAUUUAUUAAAUUAUUCAUCAAGAAAUUUUGAUGAAUUUGCCUUUAGUGAAUAUUGGAGGUUUUCAGUUAAUAAUCUAAAAAAUUUUUUUGAAGGUUGGAGAGGUAGAAAACCAAUUAAAUUUAUCACACAUUUUGAUAGAUGUUAUUAUUUUACCCAAGAGCAUGUUAAAAUUGUACAGAAAUAUUAUGAUGAAGGAGUAAUUGAUAAAAAUACUAGAUUUUUAUAUGGCGUGAACGAUUAUUAA
Rhizophagus irregularis DAOM 181602=DAOM 197198 is the source of this 1152-nucleotide messenger RNA. RefSeq lists its product as uncharacterized. The record is from RefSeq and is a predicted model, not a curated record. Lineage: Eukaryota; Fungi; Glomeromycota; Glomeromycetes; Glomerales; Glomeraceae.